CGACUGUGUUGCGUGUGUGCUGCUGCUGUUGAUCGUGCGCUUGGCGUCCACUGUAAACAUUGCACUGCAUACAACAAACUGUUACGUUACACUCUCCUACUUCUUAGGAACCGGUUACUCCCGAUAUUUCUGAGUGACACGUACCAAUUGUGUGAUUUUUGUGUUACCUGGAAUAGUUUCGUUAAAAUCUAGUUAACUUAAUGAUAAUUGAAAGUGCUUGUGGAAUCAUUUUAUCACUAGUGCAGUAAUCUGUGAGUGGAAAUACAAAAUUUUCUCUAUAAUUGGAUUGCUUUACGGCAGCGAAUAAUUUUAAUUGUGUCCAUUGUUACAGGCAGAAGAUGGCGUGUGUGGAGAGGAUUAGGCACUAAUCCAAAAUGGCCGUCGCCCGCGCGGUCCUGGUCCUUUUAGCGUCGACGGCGCACGCCUGGAUGCCGGAUGCUAAUGCACGGAUACACGUUAAAUACGGAGAGGAGACUUCAGAGCAGUUUGUGGGCAACUCGACCGCACCGGACCACUUUCGUAUAUUAGACAAAGAUGAUUUCUCUAUCAUCGUCGGUGGCAGAAAUGCCGUUUAUAAUUUAAGCCUGUACGACUUGUCUGAAAACGUUGAUCAGCGUUUAGAAUGGCAGUCAACAGACGCGCACAGAGAACUAUGUCAGCUGAAGGGCAAAUCAGCGGACGAGUGCCAGAACUACCCACGUGUGGUGGCACGCUCGCAUGGCCGCUUGCUGGUCUGCGGCACCAACGCUUUCAAGCCGCUCUGCAGAAGAUACGACACCUCGCGACAGAACCACCGCCUCGAAGAGUUUGACGGAUCCGGACGAUGCCCUUACGAUCCGGAGCAUAAUUCCACUUCUUUAUUCACUGAUGGUCAGCUAUAUACCGCGACGGCAGCUGAUUUCUCCGGCACGGACCCCCUGAUCUACCGCGAGCCGGUGAAGACAGAACGCUCAGAUCUUAGAAUUCUCAACGAUCCGUCUUUCGUCGGAGCAAUCGCUUCCACCAGCCAUGCCUACUUUUUCUAUCGAGAAACAGCCGUAGAAUACAUGAACUGUGGAAAGGCGGUGUACUCGCGAGUUGCCAGAGUCUGCCUCAAUGACAAAGGCGGACCACACACCUUCAGCGAGCGAUGGACUUCAUUCCUAAAGACGAGACUCAAUUGCUCCGUGCCUGGGGAAUAUCCAUUCUAUUUCGAUGAAAUACAGGCAACGACUGAAUUAAUCAACGGAAUAUACGGAAGUGGAAACACAAGGAACGACAUAAUUUACGCCGUAUUCACGACGCCGCAGAACGCGAUAGGAGGCUCGGCGGUUUGCGCCUUCGCUAUGAGAGACAUAUUGGACGCAUUCGAUGGACCUUUCAAAGGGCAAGAGAGCAUGAACUCGAACUGGUUACCGCUAGAAAAAGAAAAAGUACCACAUCCUAGACCGGGCACCUGCGUAGAGGAUAGUAGAACUUUACCAGAUUCCGGAGUUAACUUCAUAAAGACGCAUCCGUUGAUGGAGAAAGCGGUUCCGUCAUUCUUAGCGCGGCCGAUACUGAUCAGAGUCAGUCUUCAGUAUCGUUUUUCUUCUAUCGCGAUACAUCCUCAGGUGCAAGCUAUGAAUGGGAACAAAUAUGACGUCAUGUACAUUGGUACUGACGACGGGAGGGUCAUUAAAGCGGUGAACGUGGCCGCGAACGAUGGUUCGUUUGACGCGAGCGUGGAUGAGAACAGCAGGAACCCCGUGAGGACCGCGGUUAUAUCUGAGGUCCAAGUGCUACCGAGCGGAGUGCCUAUAAAGCAAAUGCACGUCGCACUGACCACAGAGAAACUGAUCGUAGCUUCGGGUGAUAUCAUCAAAGGUGUUUCGCUUUCGCAUUGCACCAACGUUCUAUCGUGCAGAGAAUGCGUGGCAUUACAAGACCCGCACUGCGCGUGGGACUCCAAGCAGCAGCAAUGCUCAUGGGUGGGCAACAGACAGUUCCCCAACCCUGAACGUUUCCUGCAGAAUGUGGAGUACGGGAAGACUGAAGUGUGCAACAAGUUGCCCGCGCUGCUGCCGGAGCGCCGCAACAAGCAGCCCGCAGACACAGUCGCACACGACGACGUCCGCAACGAAAUACUCAUAGAAGUCGUCGAGACCAACGUCGUCUCCGAAGACAAGGCGACCAACAAUCAUAAACAUGAAACUGAUCUGCUGACAGUGGAGGCUGCAGACGGCAACAUCUACAGCGCGCAGGCGCUGCUCACAGCAGUCGUGGCCUCCUGCCUCGUCACCCUCAUGCUGGGCUUCGUCAUCGGGUACCUCUUCUCAAGGAGGUUUCGUCAUCCCUUCUUCGCAGACACCUCGCCAUUUAAUGAACAACACAAUCACUUGAACAGACUCAGUCCCCUGGAAACUCCGUUAAAUGUCAACUCCGGGUACAUGCCACCACGGUCCAAGAACGUAAAUAUGGUGGCAAACGUCGGACCGCUCGUCAAACAAGACAACCUGCAUUUGGAACUGGGCAAAGAUCGCUCUCUAGACAUGAGAAACUCAACCGAAUCCCUCGACAAGGACCUCAAGUGUGGCACACUACAGAAAGUUAAAAAGACAUACAUUUGAAACCAACAAACGGUGUACGGUACCAUUAGGAAGUGAUAGUGACAAUGAGUGCGUAGUGCCAAGUGUUGCCAACAGGCUCAGACUACGACAAUGUGACGAUUUUUUAUUAAAUAUAAAUAAAUCGUGAGAUAAAAAAUAGCCGAGUUGGUGAGUGAGUGAUUUUUCACAUUUGGAGACUAUUAUGAAAACGUACUCGACUAUUCCGCGACUUGUGUGACGAUAAACUGUUCAUAUCAAGACAUGUUAAACCAAAUAAACUCUGGUGCAAGGACGUUUAGACAUCUGAAAUUGUCUAUAUCUGUCCACCCCUAGUGCAGGACGGGUCGUGAGGACGUUUUUCUUUGUGACGACUCUGUUAUGUUCGAGCAGUGUAUGAUUGCAUUUAGAUUUUAGUAAUUAUCGAUAGGAACAAUUUCCUUCAGUAUUUUAAUCCAAUAUUUACAUC
Papilio machaon (common yellow swallowtail) is the source of this 3033-nucleotide messenger RNA. Its product is annotated as semaphorin-1A. Lineage: Eukaryota; Metazoa; Arthropoda; Insecta; Lepidoptera; Papilionidae. Gene Ontology annotation, biological process: axon guidance; positive regulation of cell migration; semaphorin-plexin signaling pathway. The coding region runs from base 375 to 2588 and encodes 737 amino acids. The record is from RefSeq and is a predicted model, not a curated record. The transcript is spliced from 11 exons. Gene Ontology annotation, molecular function: chemorepellent activity; semaphorin receptor binding.